AUGGAAGACGAUACAAAACCGAUCCCAGCAUUCUACUGCUGCUAUCUCCUUCGAUCUUCGGUUAAACCCAGAUCUCUAUAUAUUGGCUCAACCCCCAAUCCUGCAAGACGUUUAGCACAGCAUAAUGGCGUUACCAAAGGAGGCGCCAAGUUUACUUCAAGAGACAAUAUGAAACCAUGGGAGAUGGUAGUGAUUGUCGAGGGGUUCAUGAGCCGGACUGCCGCCUUGCAAUUCGAAUGGGCAUGGCAACAUGUGAGAGAUUCACGGCACAUCGAUCAAAACAUUCAAGAAUCGGAGAGAGCUUCAAAAACUACCUCCAAGGCUGCAUCGAAAAAUGCCCCCAAAUCAUCCACAGACAACGAGUCAGCUGCUGAAACCACAGAUAGGGAGGGUUCUGUCCAGCCCAGCCCUAAGACUAAGGCCAAAGUGAAAAAAGGAAGGCCUCGAAUUCCUAAAAGGUCCACGAUGGCUGUUUUGAGAGACCUACACCUCUUACUACGAUCAACUUACUUCUCCAGCUGGCCUUUAAAAGUGCGGUUCUUCUGCGCAGACGUUCAUAGAGAAUGGAUGAUCUGGAAUGAUCGAGUGGACGGUGUUAUUCCGAGCCAUGUCAAAGUCAUACUGGAUGGAAACUGCCUCGAUAGAAGUACUCUGAAAACAGUGGGUGAUCCCUGUGUUGGGAGUGCUCAAAACAUCAAAGCCGACUACAGUAAAAUCGAUGACUAUCUGGAGAAGACAUUGUCUCUUCUGGAUAAACAGGACCUACGUUGCAAAGUAUGCCACUCACUAGUCAAUCAAAAGGAUGAAUUGAUGGUUGUAUGCCCGCAUACAAGCUGCCUCUGCAUUAAUCAUUUACAAUGUCUAUCAACCAAAUUUCUGGAAGCCGCACAAAACCCAGACCAGCUCGUUCCGAUGCAUGGCGUCUGUCCAGCAUGUAAGGAAACCAUUCAAUGGUCGUUGAUGAUGCAGGAGUUGAGUAUUCGUUAUCGUGGUGAGAAAGAGAUGCGUGUUAUAGUGAGGAAGAAGAGAUUGGACCAGAAAAAUAUUGGUGUUUCCGAUGACUUCAUUGCCAACGGAAAUAACCCAUCUGGCCAGCAUUCAUCUGGUGUCAAAUCUGGACUAGAAGUUUACUCAGGAGUAGAUAUUUCUGACGAAGACUCCCCAGACGACCUUCUAGAUGAAAAUUGGGCAUUGGAUUUUGAGUCGGAUUCUGAUGCUGGUGGACCGUCCAAGGUGUUAUCGAAGUUACCACAACCAAGACUCGAGGUUGUAAUCGAAGACAGCGAAGACGGUGAAUUUGAAAUUCUUGGGUGA
Aspergillus wentii DTO 134E9 is the source of this 1314-nucleotide messenger RNA. RefSeq names its product structure-specific endonuclease subunit SLX1. Gene Ontology annotation, biological process: double-strand break repair via homologous recombination. The coding region runs from base 1 to 1314 and encodes 437 amino acids. The record is from RefSeq and is a predicted model, not a curated record. Gene Ontology annotation, molecular function: 5'-flap endonuclease activity; crossover junction DNA endonuclease activity. The transcript has 2 exons. NCBI's taxonomy places the organism in Eukaryota, Fungi, Ascomycota, Eurotiomycetes, Eurotiales, Aspergillaceae. Gene Ontology annotation, cellular component: Slx1-Slx4 complex.